UUUUCUUUUUUUUCUUCCCUACUCAGCUCUUGCCCCUGUUCUUUGCCUCUGGUUUUGUUGGUGAGGAUAUCACAGUGAUGUCUGCGUUCAACCUGCUGCAUUUGGUGACAAAGAGCCAGCCAGUGGCCCUGCGAGCCUGUGGGCUUCCCUCAGGGUCAUGUAGGGAUAAAAAGGAAUGUAAGGUGGUCUUUUCCCAGGAGGAGCUGAGGAAGCGGCUGACACCCUUGCAGUACCAUGUCACUCAGGAGAAAGGGACGGAAAGUGCCUUUGAGGGGGAGUACACACAUCAUAAAGCUCAAGGAAUAUACAAAUGUGUUGUUUGUGGAACUCCUUUAUUCAAGUCAGAAACGAAGUUUGACUCCAAUUCAGGUUGGCCUUCCUUCUAUGAUGUGAUCAGUCCUGAUGUAGUUACUUUCGCUGAUGAUUUCUCCUACGGGAUGCACAGAAUUGAAAUAUCCUGCAGUCAGUGCGGUGCUCACCUGGGGCAUAUUUUUGAUGACGGACCUCGUCCAACUGGCAAACGCUACUGCGCAAACUCUGCUUCGUUGUCUUUCAAACCAGCAGACAAGAACAACGCCGGAGAAGGCAGCGGUAGCACCCGUCCUGCCCAAACAGGCAAGGCUGAGCUGUAGGACAAAGCAAGGCCUGCAGGAAGCUGUUUGGAUCCCACACAGCUUGCAAGGAAUGUUUUCUAAAUUGCCUGCUAUCCUUUAUCCUAAGAAUGUUUAAAAGCUUGAAACCAUGUUGCACCAUUCUUCUUAAAUCCUCUUUUUUGAACUUGAGGCCUUGCUCGCCAGUGCAUUUUACUAUGUAACUGGAUUUUAGAAUGUGUUGACUGAAUCCACACGUUUUCCUUUUCUUUUUUGGAAAUUACUUUGGGGAAUCCUUAAGUCAAGAGGCUUUGGCACCAUUAGUUAUUCAUUUCUUCUAGUGCAGUGUUACUCUAGUUUGAACGAUUUUCCUUUUCGUGAGGGAGAUGGGAAUUGUGGUUCUCAUCGGUCUAUAGGAAACUUCUGGGCAUAAGAAAACCCUGACCUGCCAGCACGUCUAUGCUUUGUUCUGACUUGCGAGGCAUGCGGCCCUUGGUCAUAUGUAUUCAACCAUCUUCCAGGAUCAACCGCACCCUGCAAAAACUUGUGCUUAUCGCUGUUCCUUCCCAACGGAGAAAGAUAGAUGAGAUGUAAAGCCCAUUGUUGGCUAAUUUACAGCCAAAAUUUCAAGGCUGCGGUUGAACA
Molecule: messenger RNA, 1235 nt
Organism: Tinamus guttatus (white-throated tinamou)
Lineage: Eukaryota; Metazoa; Chordata; Aves; Tinamiformes; Tinamidae
Gene: MSRB3
Product: methionine sulfoxide reductase B3
Biological process (GO): protein repair; response to oxidative stress
Cellular component (GO): cytoplasm
Molecular function (GO): peptide-methionine (R)-S-oxide reductase activity
Source: RefSeq, a predicted model, not a curated record